UCCAUGUCAUUGUCAAUUCAUUUGUCUUAUUGUUUAUAUCUAUCUACAUUGUACAGUAAAUAGUUACUCGAGCAAAAUAAAUAACAUUUUAAGAGUCUCUAAUAUUGUUUAUAAAAGCAUAUAAUAUAACUUAUCAUUUAAGCCAUGUCUGGACGAGGUAAAUAUCGUGGUAACCGGCAAAGGCAUGCCCAAACAACAUUAUCCAAUGUAGCAAAAGAAACGGCCAUAUCCUUACCAGCAGAUAGUCCGGUUUUGGCGAUGUUUAAAGAAGCAGCUUUGAAACUAAAUGAGCGUCAAGAUAGACAUGAGAGACUGGUUAAACUCUCUAGGGAUAUAACCAUAGAAAGCAAGAGGAUAAUAUUCCUUUUACAUUCUGCUAUAACUGAAGAAGCUGCAGAAAAGGCUGUGAAAGAAGCAAAUGAACGCCUUCAAAAGCUUACCAAAGGACCGAUAAGGAGUAUUGGCUUAGAACUUGAAAAUGUUCCAGCAUACUUGCAUUCCCGAGCAGUCACAGCAGGGUUGCAAGAAUUCAUUGAAGCUAGAACUUUCUGCUCUUUAAUGGAGAGCAAAGUGAUUAUCACAUGGUCAGAAGUACAGAAGGAAUUUCAGUAUAUGGUAAAAGAAGGCGAUGAAGAAGAGAGGGUUGUGGUCACAUUGUUAACACAAACUGACUACAUGCUCGGCAUUGCAGAUCUCACUGGGGAAUUGAUGCGGAAAGCGAUCAAUUCUAUAUCAAGUGGGGAGAGCCAGGCAUGCUUUCAUGCUUGUCAAGUGGUUAGAGAUCUAUACACAGGAUAUUUAGGACUAUUUUCCAUGGGUAAAGAGCUAGCUCGUAAGAUGUCCACAACCCGCAACAAUGUCGCCAAGGUGGAGGCAGCCGUGUACGCUUUACGAGUGCGGGGAGGGGAGGCCCCGCCACUGUUGUUGUUGCCAGUCAAACCUGAGUGGGAUACAAUCGAACACUCGGAUGAUGAAGGAUUUUAUUGAAUAAUAUUAACUUUGAUUAUAAAA
Messenger RNA from Nymphalis io (European peacock), 1011 nucleotides. RefSeq names its product translin-associated protein X (gene Trax). Gene Ontology annotation, cellular component: cytoplasm; nucleus. The coding region runs from base 145 to 987 and encodes 280 amino acids. NCBI's taxonomy places the organism in Eukaryota, Metazoa, Arthropoda, Insecta, Lepidoptera, Nymphalidae. Gene Ontology annotation, molecular function: sequence-specific DNA binding; RNA binding; RNA endonuclease activity. The transcript has 4 exons. The record is from RefSeq and is a predicted model, not a curated record.